This is a messenger RNA of Amphiprion ocellaris (clown anemonefish), 3564 nucleotides long. RefSeq names its product nuclear casein kinase and cyclin-dependent kinase substrate 1a (gene nucks1a). Bases 295 to 1221 code for a protein of 308 amino acids. NCBI's taxonomy places the organism in Eukaryota, Metazoa, Chordata, Actinopteri, Pomacentridae. The record is from RefSeq and is a predicted model, not a curated record. The transcript is spliced from 8 exons. Gene Ontology annotation, molecular function: single-stranded DNA binding; double-stranded DNA binding. Gene Ontology annotation, cellular component: cytoplasm. Gene Ontology annotation, biological process: double-strand break repair via homologous recombination; interstrand cross-link repair.
UCAAGGCCGCGGGGUUUGGUUGCACACAGGCUGCAGUUUCAGUUUGUUUUAUUCACCAUUUUGAGUAGCUGAAGGUAAAAAAAAAUAAAGAAUAUUUGCGUUUGGAGGACAAGUCGCUGCCGUACUUUGAUUUUCACUCGCCAGCUCGGACGGUGGAGUUGUGAGACAACCCUCGCUCCCCUCGGUGUUUUGCAGAGCGGGAAUCUAUAUUUCUUUCCCCCCCCUUCUCCAGUGCUUUUUUUUCCUUCUCCCCCCCUUUCUUACAUCCUUUAACCUCUACAGUAUUCCUGCAAAAUGUCAAGACCAGUGAGGAACAGGAAAGUGGUGAACUACUCACAAUUCAAUGAGUCUGAUGAUGCAGAUGAGGAGUAUAGUGACGACAAACCUAAGAAGGUGCGCCCAGCCCCUCGUGAGCCCAAGCACAAGCGCUCAAAGAACUCACAGGAUGACAGAUCUCGACGCAGUGAGGACUCUGAUGACAAGCUCUCCAAAUCCAAAAAUGAUUCAGCAGAUGACUUUGGCAGUGAGGAAGAAGACAAUGACUUUGGAGAGGAGGAGGAUGAAGACGGAGGAAGCGAUUAUGAAGAAAAAAAAGGGAAAAAAGGAAAGAAAGCCAAGGUGGAGAAACCCAGCAAGAGGGGGCCGAAGAGAAAACGGGGUGCAGAUGACAGCGAUGAUGACAGGGAAGUGAGUCGAAAGCGUACAGUGCGCCAGGCGGCUUCCAAGGCUGUAUCCAAACAGAGAGAGAUCCUGCUGGGCGACGGAGGAAGCGAGGAUGAGGAGCACGAAGACCAAGAGGAGUCCUACAUGGACCCCGAUGAGUCCGGCAGCGACGAGGACUUCAUGGUGGAGGAUGACGAUGACAGCGACUACGGUCACUCCAAGAAGAGAAGCAAGAAGGUGAUUCGACGGGGACGGACAGACAAGAAGGAGAAGAAAAGCCCGAAACCCAGACUAAAGGCCACAGUGACCCCCAGCCCAAUGAAAGGAAAGGGAAAGGGACGCCCCAGCACUAAGGCCAUGGAGAAGAGCUCACCCAAAGAGGAGGAAGAGGAGGAUCCCGAGAGCCCCCUGGAGGAGGAAGAGGAGGAGGCCGAGAAGAAAGAGACCUCCCCGGCUCCCAAGACGACAAAGGAGGCCACAGGAGGAGAUGAGGAGGAGGAGGAAGACGAAGAGGAGGAGGAUGGCUCGGAAGAGGAGGCGCCCUCUGGAGAAGACUAGAAGACGACCCCCGUUCGAAGCCCAUCCUCCACGUCUCUCUCUCUGUCUCUUCUCAUUGUUUUUGUUUUCUUUUGUUGCUCUGCGUUUAGAGUUGUAUUUUUUUUUUUUUCCCUUUUACAUUGUUUUUUUCUUCUGGUGGCCUGGCUCAAUGGUUUGAACUUGGUGUGCUUUGUUUUUUUUUUUUUUUUUAAUUCUUCGCUUUUCUUUUUGCUUCCCCCCCAUCGCUCCCUCCCACCGAGGAAGAUGUAUUUUGAGCAGCAUUUCCCUCCAUCCCGUCUUCAUCCGUUUCUAUAUUUUACAGCUCUCUGUGCUAGUGAGCGUCCGUCCUGAGUGUGAACAAACCAGUUCACUAGCAUUUGUGUUUUCCCCUUCCUGCCUAGAUUAUCAGUGAUCCGACACUCUACUUUCUACUUUACUGUGUGACUACUGGAAGUGUAGUUCAGCAUCAGUAAGUAAAUCGCAGUGUUUUCAAAGCGAUCAACAUGUGCGGGGCCGAAGCCUUCACUGUUUAUUUUGGUAUUUUGUGCUUUUAGCAGGGCUUUCAGUUGAAGCCGCAUCUUUUUAAUUUAAUUUACCAUCAUCAUCAUCCUGCUUUUUUCAAAUGGAAUUGGUGCUUUGAGGCGCAAUGAAUUCUGCUUGCAGCUGCUGCUUCGUAGUUGAGUUAAACGUGUAGACUGAUGAGUGUUUGCUACAUGCCAGCUACUGCCGACAUCACACAUUUCAAAGCAGCAUGUGUGUGAAACUUUCUGUUUUCGUAUGUUGGGCUUUCUAAUGAUGCUACAUUUAGCAACCUGCUUUUUAAAAUAAACACACACCUACACCUUCCCGCAUGGCCACAGUAUCUUCUCAGUCAACCCCUUGUGCCAGGCACCCCUAAAUCUUUUUUUUGUUUGUUUUUUUAAAAAAAAAUGCAAGAAGAGAUGUUUUCUUUUUUUUUUUGAGAGUUAAAAAAUGAAUGUUGUUUUAUCUCCUGUUGGUUCAUUGUUCUAAUUCUCUAUUCAGAUUUUUUUUGUAAUGUUUGUUUUUUAAAAAAAAGAAAUAAAAUGUAUCUUGAUUUUAAAGAAAAAAGUCGACCCUAUCCAAUCUGUUCUGCCUGAUGGUUGGACGAGCCAUCCCUCCCUUACUUACUCCUGUCCUUUCAUUCAUUCAGCCCCCUUCUAUCCCCCAUUAGCUUAACAGUUACUGUUGGUAUCCAUGUCCAUUUGUUUCUUCGAGGCUUUUCUGUUGCCCAGAUUGGUAUUUCACAAGUGGAUAAAUUUUUAAAUUCGUACUGAGGCUCAGAGUAGAUUUAAAAGCGGGCAGCUUGGUAUACAUCCGGCGUUCAUUUGUCUGUUAAUGCCUUAAUUUUCAUUGAGUUGUGUUUCACUAGUGACUCUGAUAUCAUCAUUGGAGGCCUGAGAAUGUAAUCUGUCCUCAAGUUUUAGGUCUUUGCUACAAGCAGCAAAUUAGGCUUAAAACAAAGUCAACAAUUUGUAUGAUCAGCAGACCAUCCGAAGCCAUAAACGAUCUCAAAACUAGUGACUCGGAGAUCAGGUGCAGCACUUGUGAGAUUAUCCUUUUUUGCGAUAAAUAGUGUUUGAUGUCAAAGCAAAAAAAAGUUGCUAUUACAAUCUUGGGAACGCAUUUUUCAUGUUGAGUCAACCCAAGACUGCAAUAGAAUUGAGUCCUGGAUGUUUUUACAGGACACACUUGAACCUAGUCCUUGGUUCAGAAGCACAUUCGAUUGUUUUCCGACUGUGUUCGUUAGCAGGUUAGUGUGUUUUUCUACGUUCAGGUCCUGAAUUGGCACCCAAUCCGUACUGUCAUUUUAAGACGAUUGGAUAUGAAUAUACAAGUAAAUAAGAGGGAAAAAAAGUUUGUUUAUACCAACCUAAAGCUCCAAGAGCUGUUUGCAGUAGGAUCAGAUACUAUCUUGUAGUUCACAGCACUGAAGGCUUGAAUGAGGUUCCUCUCUAUCAUCCCACUGGAGGCACAUGGCAUAAGGCUAUGAAUUUCUCCUCUUUCAUCCAUUGUACAAUUUCUUCUGUUGUACUGUUUCUGAUGUUUUUUUUUUCUUUGUCUAUCUACCUUCACUUGUACUGGCAAUGUAAAUGUAAGCCGAGUUGUGAUUCCUACAGGAGACCAAGUGGAGAAGCUUUUGUCAGUAGUGUGGAAAAGGAACACUGAACUCUUGAAUCUUUUUUGCAUGUUGUGGAAAAAAGUGCGAAGCGAUGAUGAUGAUGCUGGUAAUGGCAAUAUUGUGGUCUUACAAAAAAAACAAAACAAAAAAAGUAUUAACGAUGUUGAUAAUGUUUUGGUUUCCCAGCUUCUAAUAAAGGCAACCUACUUUUUAUACAGAUUUAA